CUCUGCGUCUGCUCGAUACCAGGCUAGGAGUGGACAUUGAACGGACACUCAGACUCGAAGGCAUGCUCGCUCGCCUCAGUCGCUCUGCUCGUGCUGUAGGAACGCGUCAAUCCCUGUCCCUCCGGCCUUCAGUACCUCAGGCGAACCUCGAGUGUCUCCGCAUACUUCCAGUUCAUGACGGACGCGUGAUCUCGUCGUGUUCCGCGAAACGGUAUCCAACGAACUCGGUGGCGCGCAAAGCGGAGGAAGAGGACCAUGAUGCGGAUGUCAAACCCGCAGAGGACUUGAACACAGUUGGGCUUCAUGAACAACAAAAUGAACAUGCUGUCAUAUCGACGUUCGAUUUGUUCAGCAUUGGGGUGGGCCCCAGCUCUUCGCACACUGUGGGACCUAUGAGAGCUGGGAAAAUCUUUAUUAACGACUUGAUUGAGAUGGGUUUGCUGGAUAAGGUUAAGACUGUUAAGAUUACCCUAUAUGGUUCACUGGCUGCUACAGGAAAGGGACACCACACCCCACAAGCUAUUUUACUUGGACUGGAGGGAUCAGAUCCAGAAACCAUAGACACGGGUACCAUACCUACACGGUACGCCGCAAUCCUCGAGAAUAAGAGCCUCACGCUCGGUGGGAGGCACCGCAUUGUGUAUGAUCCUGAGCGUGACAUGCUGUGGCGCUGGAACCAGGUGCUGAAGACUCACCCGAAUGGCAUGCGGUUUUCCGUCUUCGAUGCAGACGGCAAUCUGCUGGCAACCAACGAGUAUUUCAGCGUUGGAGGCGGUUUCGUUGUCAACGACAAGACGAAGGUUGACGAGAACCUAUUCUACAAGGGUGUGGACAAGAGCGCCGUGCACGGCGCGCGUCUGCAUCAAUCACAUAGUCUGUCAGACAAUCAAUGGGGUGACUCGCCUCCAGAAAAUGAUCCUUGCCAACCCCCCUACCCAUUCGUCUCCGGGGAAAGUCUGUUAGCACUAACAAGAAAGCACAAUAUGACGAUCGCACAAAUUGUGUAUGACAAUGAACGCCAUUUCGGCUAUUCCGACGAGGAUAUUCAUCAGAAGCUGAUGCGGAUAUGGGCCGUCAUGGACGACUGCAUUCGUAUGGGUGUCUCAUCCUCGGAGACUAAACUUCCUGGAAGGCUCCAGCUUCGUCGACGUGCACCCAUUCUCUAUCGACGACUCAUGAGAGGGUUCUAUCCAGGUCUAUCCUCUGCGUCUCUGCCAUCAAUUGGCGCAGGGUCAAUGGAGUCUGCGGGCAGGAUUGAUGCACCCGAAGGUGAUGCGGGCGCCGAGGAAGCCAAUGCCGGUGAGGGAGAAUGGAGCGGGAAGUCCAACGGGGGCCCUCCUGCUUCCCGUGCGACACGCGUUGUGGGUCGGCCUGAACAUGCUGUCCUACCCAUGGCUCCUCGCAAGACAAUGAUCCCUGCAAUGGACUUCCUCUCCUGCUAUGCAAUCGCAGUCAAUGAGGUGAACGCAAGCGGAGGCAGGAUCGUCACAUCGCCGACGAACGGCGCAGCUGGCGUCAUCCCAGCUGUGCUGAAGUACAUCGUAGAGUUUAUCAGCGAUGAUCCAGAGAAAUCCGUCGUCACGUUUUUAUUGACUGCUGCAGCCGUUGGCAUGUUGUUCAAGAGAGGCAGUACAAUAUCGGCCGCAGAAGGAGGUUGCCAGGCUGAGGUAGGAGUUGCAUGUUCCAUGGCUAGUGCUGGCUUUGCUGCUUGCAUGGGUGCUUCUCCGGAGACCGUACUGCAGGCCGCAGAGAUUGGUAUCGAGCAUAACCUUGGCCUGACCUGUGAUCCGAUUGACGGUCUUGUUCAAGUCCCUUGCAUCGAGCGGAACAGUUUGGGAGCCGUGAAGGCUGUGACCGCCGCUCAGCUCUCCAUGGCGAGCCAGAACGUUUACAGCGUCACGCUCGACGAAGCCAUUGAGGCGAUGCGGCUGACUGCUGCUGACAUGAGCGUGAAAUACAAGGAGACUAGCCUUUCGGGCCUCGCGCGCACCGUCAAGAUCCCACUGACUGUUCCCGCCUGUUAGAUCAAACAGCAACCUACGAGCGCGCUCCUGGUUCAACGCCACGCGGAUCCGCUUUCGUGUUUUCUAGAGUUCCCUAUGGACUAGAAUGCUACGGACAAGCUAUUGGUCACCAUAGAGUCCCCCUAGAGUAAUAGAUUAUGCAGAAUGUCGUUGUCAAUACCUUGGUACUAUGUGCAUACCUUACCGGUCAUACAUCCUUAUCUCCCUUUC
Postia placenta MAD-698-R-SB12 is the source of this 2234-nucleotide messenger RNA. RefSeq lists its product as hypothetical. Bases 63 to 2024 code for a protein of 653 amino acids. The record is from RefSeq and is a predicted model, not a curated record. The transcript has 23 exons. Lineage: Eukaryota; Fungi; Basidiomycota; Agaricomycetes; Polyporales; Adustoporiaceae. Gene Ontology annotation, biological process: gluconeogenesis. Gene Ontology annotation, molecular function: 4 iron, 4 sulfur cluster binding; L-serine ammonia-lyase activity.